This is a messenger RNA of Struthio camelus australis, 1686 nucleotides long. NCBI's taxonomy places the organism in Eukaryota, Metazoa, Chordata, Aves, Struthioniformes, Struthionidae. The record is from RefSeq and is a predicted model, not a curated record.
AGCACGGACCAAGUACCUGUUUCCUCCUGCUGUGCUGUAUCUGAGGACUUUGAAUUGCUGUGUUAUAUCUGAGGACUCUGUAGUGAAUUGGGGCAUCCACAAGCCGGAGAACAUCAUUAGCUGCCAACAACUACAACUUACACCACAGUAUUUUAAGGCAACCUGGGAAGUGGAGAGGAUUUACUCGAGGUUGCUGCAUUACAGUGGCUCAGCAGCUGAAUCAUGAGUACUCUGGCCAUCCAUAUGUUAGUUGUAGGUCAGACUUUAAGUCACUCCAGGAACCACGGAGUGUAUUUACUGGGGAAGUAUGGGCAGAAGAAAAUCAGAGAAAUCCAAGAACGAGAAGCAGCUGAAUACAUCGCCCAAGCGCGAAGGCAGUAUCAUUUUGAAAGUAAUCAGAGGACAUGCAAUAUGACAGUGCUGUCAAUGCUUCCAACAUUGAGGGAUGCCUUAAUGCAUCAGUUAAAUUCUGAGAGUCUCACAUCGCUACUGAAAAAUAGGCCAGCAAACAAGUUAGAAAUAUGGGAGGAUUUAAAGAUAAUAAGUUUCACAAGAAGCAUUGUAGCUGUAUAUAGUACCUGUAUGCUAGUAGUUCUUUUGCGAGUCCAAUUAAAUAUUAUUGGCGGUUACAUCUACCUAGAUAAUGCUGCAGUCUGCAAGAAUGGCACAACACCACUAGCUCCCCCUGAAGUCCAGCAGCAGUAUUUGUCAAGUAUUCAGCACCUUUUAGGAGAUGGACUGACUGAGUUAAUAACUGUUGUUAAACAAGCUGUACAUAAAGUUUUUGGAAGUGUUUCCCUUAAGCAUACCUUGUCUCUUUUGGAGCUGGAACAGAAACUUAAAGAUAUCAGGAAAGUAGUGGAAUAUAAAGAUUCAGAUAAGAUUGCAUCUUACUCUCCCCUGUGUCAUUACCUGAUGCCAGAUGAAGAAAACCCCUUGGCUAGCCAGGCCUGUGGACUCACAGAAAAAGACACUGCUACAAUUAAAUUACUUAAUGAAACUAGAGAUAUGCUAGAAAGUCCAGAUUUUGGUACAGUUCUAAGCACAUGUUUAAACAGAGGAUUCAGUCGAUUGCUGGACAAUAUGGCCGAGUUUUUUAGACCUACUGAACAGGACCUCUGUCGGACUGGCUCUGUAAAUAGUCUUUCCAGUGUCAGUCUUCCUUUAGCCAAGAUAAUUCCGAUAAUAAAUGGACAGAUCCAUUCAGUAUGCAGUGAAACUCCCAGUCACUUUGUUCAGGACCUGUUGAUGAUGGAACAAGUGAAAGAUUUUGCUGCUAAUGUGUAUGAAGCUUUUAGUACCCCUCAGCAACUAGAGAAAUGAACUGCACGUUAACAGGAAUAGAUCAUGUAUUUAUAACAUCUCUUGUGACUACUGAUGAGAUUUGGGUUAAUUUUAUAAUGGUGUAGGAGCGGUAGACUAGCAGAGGGAACAUACACACUGGAAAAGUUGGGAGUGAGCCCACAUUUGUUCUAUCUAAUGGAAUUCUACGUAAAACACCCAUUUAAAGUACUCUUACUGAAAGAAUCCCCGUAUGUAAAGACUUUUCUAUUAAAAAGUGGCUAAAUUCUUCCUUUAUUUAUGAUUAUUUUUAUUUGAUUCAAAAGGUAUGUAUCUUGUGACUAUUACAACAGUAGUUGUUUUAAAAAAAAAAUUGCCUGAGAUGGGGUAAGUUUUGAAAAAAAA